UCUCUUUGGUUGUUUAUUCAAAAAUUAAUGUGAAAUUAAAUGCGAUUGGUUUAUUUAAUAAAAGACGCGGUAUCGAGAUUAUGAAAAAGGCGACCAUUUUUAGUCGUCAAAUUCACGUUGUGUGGGUCGUAAAAAUAUACUGUUUUCUUGUAUAGGUUAUAUUAAAAUAUACUUUAAAUUCGAUUAUUUCGGCCGUUUGAAGUAUUUAUAACAUAUAAAUUGAAAAAUAUCAAAAAUGCCCUAUAGGAAGCAAUUCACAGGAAGUCCGUGGCAGCAAGGUGGUCCCCCUUUUGGAAUGAAUCAAAUGAGUGGUGGAAUGGGUGGAUCUGGUUUUGGAUUUGGUGGAGGCGGUGGUGGACCUAUGGGAAUGGGUUCAAUGGAUAAUCAGUUUGCCAUGGCCCAAAAUAUGAUGAAUAAUUUUGGAAGAAAUCAAGGAUAUGGUGGUGGUUUUGCAAGCGGAAUGGGUCCAAUGGGAAUGAAUAUGAAUUAUGGAAUGGGAAACAUGUCUCGCAACAUGAAGGACAGAGGAAAUCGUCAGAAUAAUUUUAGAAAUCAAAGAAAACGUCCAAUGCAUCGAAGUCUUAUGGGGAACUCUCGUAAUAAGCGUCAGAAUUAUGAUGUCAGUGUAGUUCAGCGAAAUCGUAUAAGAAAACGAAGCAGAAAUAAUAAAAUGGGGAGAAAUAAUUAUGGUCGUCAGGGAAGGAAUACUUCAACACCUAGGAGGAGGAGCAAAUCAGAUAAUCAAAGAAACAGAGAAGAAGGUGAAGAAGAUAAAGGAACUGAUUCUGUCGAAUGUGAAUUAUAUAAUCCAGCUGAGCCAACAGAUGAUUUUUCAGAAUAUGAAUAUGAAGAUGGAGAUGAAGUUGAUGAAGAACAAGAAGGUGAUGAUGAUCAAGAAGUUGAAGAGGAUAAAGAUAAAGAGAAAGAGAAUGAAAAAGAACAACAAGAAGAAAAUGUAGAGAAGAAUGAAUCACAAGAAGAAGAAGCAUCUAAACAAUCAGAAGAGGGUAAAAAUGAUGAUAAAGAAGAAAAAAAACCUGAAGAUGAAGGGAAAAAAGAAGAAAAUGACAAAGAAAAUACAAAAAAUUCAAUUCAGGUUACUAUUCAACAGGGUACAAAAGGUCGAUCUGUUAGCCAAGAUAAGAAACAAGUAAGUACCCAUCAUUUUGUUCUUGAUUUUAUUCGUGCAUGUAGAUGUUGCUCCACUUUAACUGAAAAAGGAUUCCAUGAAGAAACUCAUUUGUUGAGCAAGGCAAGAACAAGGAGCACCAGCACUUCUAAGAAAUGUCAAAAAAUGGAGAUUCCUGAAAGCUACCAACAAAUUAUGAUUGAUGGUGAAGCCAAACAAUUUCUGCUGUAUGAUUCAGAACAAGAAUUGCUUCCAGGAAGGAUGGUUCUUUUUAAAAUGUGUCAAUGCAUCAGGAAAGCAAAACAUAUUCUUACCACUGUUUUAAAAUCCAAAAUGGACUUUGGCCAGGAACAUGUUUGUAAAAUAAUUUGUUCAACCGCAGAGAAAUUUCGUAUUCACAUGAAUGGCAGGGGCCACAAAAUGAAAAUGGAAACCCUGCUGGUGCUUCAGCGGGAGAGGGCACAAGCAUUGGAGGCCAGAAUGAAAGCCUCGCAUCAUAUGCGGAUGAUAGACAUAAGGGACAGUUCCAAAGGAGGGACAGGAAAGGGUAAGAAAAAUCAAAACUGGUGUACAGUUUGUGAAUGUCCGUUUGUUGGAAAUUUCUUGUCCCAUCGUCGUACUAAAGAACAUCGGAGAAAACGUGACAAAAAAUAUCCCAAAUGUCGACCAUGUAGAAUGGGUUUUAGCAAUCCAGAAGAGUAUAAAGACCAUUGUACUACAGAAGAACAUAAAAAAAAAGCUUCUCAGUUUCAUUCUUUCCGUUCUCAAGAUUCUGAUGACGACUUCCUUAUUGUUGAUGCAACCGGAAUAUUUGAAAGUGAAGAUAAAAAGAGGCAGCAUGAAGAAAAAGUAGCUCUUGCUAUAAGUGAACAGCUUAAAGAUCUUCUUGAAGAAGAAAAAAUUGAGGAAGUUGUUUCUGAACCUCUUAAAGAUCUUCUUGAAGAAGAAAAAAUUGAGGAAGUUGUUUCUGAACCUGUUGAAGAAUCAGAUAAAAAUUCAGAUUCUAAAAAAUCCGAAAAAUCAGAUGAGAAGGAACAAAAUGAGUCAGUUACUUCGGAUGAUAAAGCUGAAAAAACAGAGAAGCAGGAAUCAGAAAAUAUUUCUCAGGAUCAAGAAGAACAGCAUAGCUCUGAAGAACAAGAUACAGGCCUAGCAGAAACUGAAGAGCAGGAUAAAGCUGUUGAUGAAACAAAGGAAAGCACAGAAAUUAUUAAUAAUGAGAAAACAGAAAUGACUGAGGAAGAAUGUUUACGAGAUGAUGAUAUUGAUAAGAUAGAUGAUGUUGAUAUCACUGCAGAAGAGAGUAAAGAAAUUGAAGAGGAAUUGUCAAUGGAAACAGAAGAAAAAAUAUUAGAAAUUGAAGAAAAAUCCGAGGAUACAAGUAAAGUUACUGAAAAGGAAGAAACUGAAACCGAAGCCGCAGAAAAAGAAACCGUUGGAGUCACGACUCGUCGGGGUCGAGCCACCAGAGGACGCAACAAGAGGAAAUCUUAA
Molecule: messenger RNA, 2623 nt
Organism: Centruroides sculpturatus (bark scorpion)
Lineage: Eukaryota; Metazoa; Arthropoda; Arachnida; Scorpiones; Buthidae
Product: DNA ligase 1-like
Exons: 15
Coding region: 236-2623 (795 amino acids)
Source: RefSeq, a predicted model, not a curated record